AUGACGCCCCCCUGCAAGAUCUUCAAGGCCGACGCCCUCGAGGCGCAGGUCCAGACCAGUUUGGUCGGCACCAAGCGCAAGACGGAGGGCGGCCGCGAUAUCGACCUAUCGCAGUGCCCGCUGUUCGGGAUGCUGCAGUACGAUUGCCAGAUCGACCGGCCCGAACUGCCCAACAGCCCUGUCAAAUGCUGGCCGGUGCAACGGUGGUUUAGACGGUGUCAGGACAGAAAAGGGGAAUUCAUGGUUGAGACUACAAGCUGGGAGGGCAGGCUCGAGAAGGAUAUAGAGGAUGUCCCGCCAGCAGCUGCACAGAAGGGGACUGGCUUUGGCGGUCGUGGCUGGACGUCGUACUCGUGGAGAGAAAGGGAGACGGACAAGCACGGGCAAUAUCGAGAGAUCUAA
Messenger RNA from Neoarthrinium moseri, 402 nucleotides. RefSeq lists its product as uncharacterized. NCBI's taxonomy places the organism in Eukaryota, Fungi, Ascomycota, Sordariomycetes, Amphisphaeriales, Apiosporaceae. Gene Ontology annotation, cellular component: mitochondrial inner membrane peptidase complex. The record is from RefSeq and is a predicted model, not a curated record. Bases 1 to 402 code for a protein of 133 amino acids. The transcript has 2 exons.